AUGUAUCACGUGAUAAUUGCCGUCGGCCAAUCAGAGGAUCCCCACACAAGCGAGCCCGCACUGGAAUUUCGACCACCUCGAAAAAAGCCAUCCCGAACUCCUCAUCUCCUCGACAGUCGACAACUUCAGCCAACGAUAGCCGAACACCCACUCAAAAUGUCCAACGUCAAGACCGGCAAGAAGACCCGUUCCGCCAUUGCGGACGUCGUCACCCGCGAGUACACCAUCAACCUGCACAAGAGGACGCACGGUGUUUCCUUCAAGAAGCGUGCUCCUCGUGCUAUCAAGGAGAUCCGCGCUUUCGCCGAGCAUGCUAUGGGCACCACCGACGUCCGUCUCGACCCCCAGCUCAACAAGAAGGUCUGGGAAGCCGGUAUCAAGGGUGUUCCUUUCCGCCUCCGUGUCCGCAUCUCCCGCAAGCGUAACGACGAGGAGGGCGCCAAGGAGAAGCUCUACUCCUACGUCCAGGCUGUCAACGUCAAGGUCGCCAAGGGUCUUCACACCACCGUUGUUGAUGACGAGUAA
Messenger RNA from Aspergillus calidoustus, 525 nucleotides. The record is from the annotation of a GenBank genome assembly. NCBI's taxonomy places the organism in Eukaryota, Fungi, Ascomycota, Eurotiomycetes, Eurotiales, Aspergillaceae.